This is a messenger RNA of Carya illinoinensis, 423 nucleotides long. RefSeq lists its product as uncharacterized. The record is from RefSeq and is a predicted model, not a curated record. Bases 1 to 423 code for a protein of 140 amino acids. The transcript is spliced from 2 exons. Lineage: Eukaryota; Viridiplantae; Streptophyta; Magnoliopsida; Fagales; Juglandaceae.
AUGGAGGAGGGGAAAGUUGAGGCCAUCAAGAAGUGGGAUCCUCCCACUAAGGUUAUUGAGCUUCGAUCCUUCGUUGGACUUGUCAACUACUAUAGUAGAUUUAUAAAGGGAUACUUUACAAGAGCAUCCCCCCUCACCGACUUGUUCAAGAAAAACAGGACAUGGGAGUGGACAUCAAGGUGUCAGGAAGCCUUUAAUGAUCUGAAGACAACCGUCAUGGAAGAACCGGCUAACCUUGUUGCUGAUGCAUUAAGCAGGAAGAGCGAAAUUUCUGCUAUUACUCAAGUUCAAGGGGAGCUACUUGACAUAAUCCGUGAAGGCAUGGAGCAUAAUUCCUUAGCCAAGAACUUGGUAAACAUCGUUAAGGAAGAGAAAACUAAGAGAUUUUGGGUAGAGGACGGUCUUCUCUGCACCAUAAGGUAG